Molecule: messenger RNA, 15804 nt
Organism: Anoplopoma fimbria (sablefish)
Lineage: Eukaryota; Metazoa; Chordata; Actinopteri; Perciformes; Anoplopomatidae
Gene: rnf213b
Product: ring finger protein 213b
Exons: 65
Coding region: 89-15397 (5102 amino acids)
Biological process (GO): negative regulation of non-canonical Wnt signaling pathway; sprouting angiogenesis; ubiquitin-dependent protein catabolic process
Cellular component (GO): membrane; cytosol; nucleolus
Molecular function (GO): ATP hydrolysis activity; ubiquitin-protein transferase activity
Source: RefSeq, a predicted model, not a curated record
CUGACAGACUGGAAGAGUCGACCUGAAACUGAGAAGAGACCGAUAACAGGGGACCAGGGACUCCCCUGAGGAAAACAGUCCCCUAGAGAUGGAGGACGGAGCUGGAAACACCAACAGCAACGCUGGUUCCAACAAGAUGGAGGGUGGUGUGACCAAAAAACGCCGGAAAAGAAACAAGGAACGAGGACCUGGCAGCUCCAGCAGGAAGAGCAAAGACAAAGAGAGGAGGAAGAAGAGAAAUCAGAGAAGAAGUAAGAGCGUCUCCAGCGUUAAAGAGGAUGCAGAAUCGAAAAGUAAGGGAGAGACGGAGGAGGUGGAGACGACAAGCAGCCAAACGGAGGAGAGAACGGAGGAGAGAACAGAGGAGACAGAAGCUCAACAUGUAGCCAAAGACAGCGAGCAAACUGUGGGAGAACAACGCCACGAAGACGCCAAGAUGGUGCACGCUCAGACUCAAACACGGAAACAUAAAGGUACAAACAAAUUCACACAAACUCCAGGUGUUUGUCAGAGCACCAAGGAAACACAGACAGACUUCUCUGGUGCAGAACGAGGCGACACCAUCGACGAAAAGACGACGAAGAAGAAGAAGAAGAAGAACGAGGCUGAGACGCAGCUGAAGGGAGACGAACUCACACCUGAUGCCACAAAAGAUGCAGCGGAGACGCUGUUGAAGCAAAAUGAAAAUCCAGACGACAAAGGGGCGCCUUCAGAUUCAUCAAAGGAUCAAAACCCCGAGAAAGAGUCAAAGUCUAAAGAGGAGAAUCAAAGUGCAGGAGCCUCGAGUGAGGCCCAAAAAAAAGACGCCAAAGGGAUGUCCUACGCCAAAGUUGUGUCUGGAGACGGAGGGAACAUGGAAGAUUCCAAAGCUGCAGAUAAAAACACAAAACCAUCCCAAAGCUCUCGCGACCGAAGUCCAGUGAGGCCUCCACCUUCUGCUCCCACCUUCACCGUCCACAUCUACGCUGUGCUGGACAAAACGUUCCGCUUCAACCAAGACCACGACAAGCUUCUUAUGUGUUAUGAGGGAGGGUUUCAACCCUUCAAGAUGACGCAUUUCGUUGGACUAAAACAUGGAUAUCUGGUAGAAGCAACUCUUUCCGUUGAAGAAAAGGACUUGAGGAGAGGUGAACGGUGGAGUUAUUGGUACGAAGUCAAGCAACGAGACAAACAGAUUCAAGGAAUUACCACGAGAAACAUUCAAAUUCCAUUCGACCGGAACAUGAAAGAGUUGCACCUUUACGAAGGCUUCAUCGCUCGUCAGGACACGCAUGGUUUUUGGCGAAGGGGCCUUAAUAUAUUCGGCUGGCAGAAAUCAAAAGGUGUUGAAAUAUCAGACGCAUGGCAGGCCUCGGCGAGGAGUCUGCUGGACAGAAUCUUCCUGAACUGGUCCCCGUCAGACAAACAGAGCACCGAGAGCUUGUGUGACAGCUUGAUGCAUUUUAUGUGGAGUCUCGGUUCUGCACACACAAGGAUGACAUUCCCAGACGGUUCACAACCUCCCAUAGUCAUGACAUCUGAACUGAUUGCGGAGAAGUUGGUUCAGAUCUUAAAAGGCGAGCCGAAGGAGAAACUCCCCGGCGGCUGGAGGAGCAGCGGUCCUCUCGUUCAGGGCCUUUCUGUGUUCAUGGUCACCAGAAAGUUUAGCAUCAACCUCGGAAUGAAAGGCUGGGCUGAUCUGUGUCUCCUGGUGUCCUCAGAGGCCGCAACGGACAAGACAAACCUGGACCUGUUGAUCAGUUCUCUCCAACAUCCACAACACGUGGUGUUGGGUCUGAUAAACCACUGUGCACAGCAGAGGGUGUCCGAGCUCGUCCUGCUCGUUCCUCUGCUCUUCAGGCUCAGACAGCCGGGAGCCGACGCCAUGAGGGUGGGUCCAGCUGUGGAGGAGGAGACCUGGUCGGGACUUCAAAAUGUCAAUUUCCGCAGGUUCAGGGAGAAUAUACAGUCCAGCCCUGACAAAAGACAGGUGAUGCUGAGUCUGAUCCAGACACACUUAGCUUUGGCUAAAGAAAUGCCUCUGCUCCGGAUGAGCUGGUCUUCUCUGGUCGCAUUCGAGGAUCUUCCUAAAUUUUCCGACCAGACGGGAUUACCUGCAGAACACCUGAUCCAGAGUCUGUUGUACAGGCUGCGACAAUGUGACAACAACCGAGCAGAGGGGAAUGUAAAGCACACUCAGAAAAUCCUGAGCCACAUACUGCUGAAGGUGGACAAAGAGAAGGACAGAAUGAUUGAAGGUGGAGAUAUCAAGCCAGCCUUCAUGAGCAGCAUCAGUGUGCUGAAGUACACAUGCCAAGUUGUGCGACUCGUCCAGUCUUACGAGGCCGCUGUCCUGUCCUACCAGCUAGUGAUGAAACUGGCAGAGAUGUUGGAGGCCAAACUGAGGAAAGAGUCCUCAGACGAUGACUUUGAGACAUUAAAGCAGAAACUAAAGGCAGUGCAGGAGGGAAUCAGACAGUGGAGAGAUGAACUGCUGCAAAAACCCCUUGUGACGUCAAAAACACUCAGCUAUCCAAAGGAAAUUGAGAUGUGGGAUGCUCUGCUGAAGGCCGACUGCUCCCUUGAAGAAGUUUCCUCCCAUUGGACGUCGAGCCUGAGAAGAGACCUGAUGAAGAGGAUCUCCCAGGCUGCUGAUGAGGAUAAAGUUCUGCUCUGCUGCCUUCCGUUGUCCUUGGCAGCUAUAAGGAAAAGCGGCGAUGUUGUACAGACGUGUUUCGACGAGCUGUGUCUGUCUGCUAUCAAGUCAAUCUGCCAGAGAGGGAAGGAGGGAGACCUGAUGCGUAGCAUGAAGGACCCUCCAGAAGUUGUCAUCUCUGCUGUUGUGGUUGAAUCAGCAGAACGAUUCAGAGACAACUCUGUAGUCCAGCUGCUCGACGAUCAGUCCGCCAUGAACCACCUGCUGUCUCACAGAGAAUGGAGGUCGAUCCAGGUGGAUGACACUGCAGGGCAGGUCGUCACCAGCUGUAUCUCUGCUCUGCACUCUCUGGUGGAGUCUCUGCUUCAGGGACACGUGACGCUGGGACACCUGCAGACCUGCCUGAAAUAUAGGAAGGAGUUCAAGAGGCUUCAUCAGCAGUACAAGAAAAGCACCAAAUCUGAGGUGGUUCACGUCGAUGCAGACGUUGUUUUGGCUCAGAGAGAGAAGGAUUUGGACUCUUUCAUGCAGCGGAAAGAGCAGAUGGAGACACUGAUUAAGAUGAUAAGAAAGGUUACAGAGAGCAUCACAGUUCCUGAGAUGUGUACUCUGGUGAAGCAGCACAGUGCAGAUGUCCAGACGGUGAGCCUGAACAAACUGGUGCUGGUUCAGUCCUUUGGCUCUGAUGGGAAGCUGGGUAAGACGGGCCCCUCCCAGGUCCUCUGGUAUAAAACCAGUCUGGAUGUCCUGAAAAUGGCAAGCGAGAUGCACAAACUGCAUCACAGCAACCUGGUUCUGUCCCGCUGGGAAAAGGGGGCGGCGUCUUUGGCGUCAACGAGGCCAACCGGUUCAUCUCCUGUUCCAGUCACACUGACACAGAUCUGUGACAACAUCUGGAAGCCACUGCUGACGGAGUUCUGUCAGCUGGGUGUCGGCUUCGCAAACGCUAACAUCACUUUCAAGCAGCUGGAUCAGGUUUUGGUGGAGUCUGGGGACCAGGGAGACGGGAAGCUGAUGAAGAGGGAGCUGCGUCUGAUGGCCGAAGCGGUUUGUGAGUCGGGACGGUCCAAACCCGAGGAGAGCUGGGUGGAUCAGAGACUGGCUCAGAUCCAGGAGUACCGACAGCUGCACGAGGCAGCGGCUGCAGCCGGUGCAAUGCUGAGAAUAGCUGAGAAAAUGAAGCUUACGGGGAACUUUGCAGAAAUCAGCACUCUCAGCCAACUGGAAGAAGACACAUUUAAGCAGAGGGCUCUGGGGUCCCUCAGCGACGACCUGCUUCGUGCCAAACGGCGACUCUCCACCGUCACCAAGCAGCACACUUCCGGUCUAAAGGAGUUUCUAGCGAGCCAAACUCUGGUCUGCUGGGUCAGAGAGAACCUUAAAAAUAUGAGCGAGGUGAAGGUGUAUGUCGACUUAGCUUCCAUAUCUGCCGGAGAGAACGACACGGAGAUCGACCAGGUGGCCUGUUUCCAUGACGCGGUGAUGGGCUACGCCCCUCUGCUCUACGCCCUCCCCACUCACGCUGGCUUUGAGGAGUUCAUGAAGUGUGCUCAGCAGGUGUGGGACACCCAAAACAGAGACGACAAGCUGCCAGACAAACUGAGAGAGUCGAAUCGCUUGUUGAGCUGGCUGAUAGCACUGAAGGAGACCCACGGCUCUGUGGAGCAGUCCUCUCUCUCCCUGGCUUCUUCUAUCAAUGCUCAUGGAGUUUAUCACAUCGGAUGGUCUGCUCACAACACGGAGAAGAGAUGUCUACGAAACAUGGUGGCGGUCACAGUGAGAAGGGGCUCAGAGGAGAAGAGCUACAAGCUGGAGGACCUGCUGGAGCUACAGAACAAACUCAUGCUCAUGUCCUCCAAAGGGGAGCACGGCAGAGAGCAGGUCAACAGGUUCACAGAGGUUUUUGAAGGAGUUCAGCGACUGGGCACCAUCCUUCUUCAGAUGCAGAAUUCCGGCAACAUGCUCUUCAGGGACUGGCAUGCCGAGGUCGAGUGCUGCCCACAACAGCAGCCGUGCAUCAAAGCCACCUUCUUAUCCCUGCAGGGUAAAGAGAUGACGUACGACGGCGAGGUGACCGAGCAGCUGCAAACGCUGGCUCACUCCAUGGAUAACUGCCAAAAGGAAUGGGGCUCCUUCAUCGGGGAGAUGCGCUCCAAGUUCAACCUGCUGAACCACUACACCUCAGAGCAGGUGGUGUACCUGUGCCACUGGAUACACAAAGUGUGUCACCGGCAGGUGCCAGUUCCUCCACAGUUAUGGCUUUUGCUUUUUCCCAUAAAGCCUCAGUGCACCCUAACUGAUGUCAGAGUCGCUUACACUAACGCAGAAAGUCUGAAAUCAAAGUAUGAUGAACUGGAAAACGUUGAGUCUGACAACGAAGAUCAACUGGAGUUCGUUCCUUUAAUGGACUUAACGCCAGCUUCAUCAGGACACUCUGAAGAGGACAUGGAAGAUGCUCAGGAUUUGAUGGAGUUUUCUUCAGAGGAUGAAGAUGAUGGUGUGACGAAAUGUGAUGAGAAUGCGGCAGAUGGCUCAAUAUUCAAUGAGGACAGUCUUGAAGAACUGUGGUGUAAAUUCAAGGAUGACAUGCCAAAGUACCUCAACGAGUACUUGGACAUCUCGUCUCUGGCCCACUUCCUCUCCUGCCUCUCUGAAAUGAACCAGCAGCACAUGAUCAGGAACCUUCCACCGGUCUUCCAGGAGGGGAGGCCCAAUCUUGUGCUUUGUCCCGGUGCAGAAGUUUUCACCACCGUCCUGUCUUUCUACAUGCAGAGUCCAGAGCAGCCUCUGCCGUCUACUGACGAGGUUCUAGUCUGCAGAGAGGAAACCACAGAGGAGGAGGUGGAGAUCUUUCUCCGCCGAGCUCUCGGCCAAGUUGCCGGACAAAACUGGCAGAAGAUAUACUCUCUCGUCAAUCCAGGGUUGCUGGGAUAUGAUGUCAGCGUAGCCUUGGGGGAGCUCGUCGAGGGUCUUGAGAGAAGCUGCAAUCCGCAUUAUCGCUUGAUAAUAGUCAGUCCGGUUGAGCACCAGCACAGAUAUGUGCCGUCUUACUUCAGCAAUGACAAAGUACAGGCUGGUGUGAGUCUAACAGCAGAGACUGCUCGGAAAUAUCUACAUCACCACUUCACUCAAAACACGUUCCCACAAGAUCAGCUCUCAGUCUGGACGGUGUCAUCUGUGCGCCCGGCAGUUGGGAAAUCUCUUUAUGUGGAUCGUUUAUUUGAGAAGUUCCAGGAGACAUCUCCCAGAGCAAAUCAUAUCCGGAUCAGACUGAUUGAGCCAUGUGUUGAUAUAGACUCUUUGAUUAAGAGUCUGUCGAAGAAACUGGCACCCUUGAGAGAGCAGGACCCUGUUCUCCUGCACAUUGACACCGCUGGAGUUCGUUCAGGUCUGGAGGAGCUCCUGUUCCAUCUGUUAGUUCUGGGCUGUUUGAGCGACAGCCAUGGCAUGCUGUGGAGAAGAAAUGUUGCUCAUUUGAUCACCGUUGAGGUCCUAAGAACAAACAAAUCCUCUCAAAACCAGCCAAAAGAGAUAAAGCUUGGACUCCUUGACAUUCUGCCUACCAUCCAUUGUAGGGCUCCAAAAGAGGUGAAGGAGUUGUUGGCCAGUAGAGGGGUGUUGAAAAAACAGAACUUUGAUCCACUCAUGGAUGAGCAGGAGUUUUGCAGUGAGGGGGUUCAAAGACCCUAUCAGUACUUAACACUCUACAGCAAGAAGAAGAAUCUGGAUCUUUUUAAGUACCAGGAGGGAUCCAGAAUGGGGAAUCACAUUGAUUGUAUCAAUGAAUUUCUGAAAUACUGUGGAAUGCAAGAUCCAUCUUGGGCUGAGCUGAAAAACUUCUCCUGGUUCCUCAAUGUGCAACUGAAAGACUGUGAGAACUCAGUUUUCUGUGAUCCAGAUUUUCUUGCAGACCAGCUGCCUGGUUUCAAGGGCUUCAUUGUGAAGUUCAUGAUUCUAAUGUCAAGAGAUUUUUCCUCGCCAUCCCUGAAUACAUCUGAUGAAAGUCUCAAGCUGCACAUUGACAACAAUCUGGAGGAUGAUCUUCUUGCCCGUCUGACAAUCCGUAAGCACUGGGAAAAUGAGUCUCAUCCGUACAUUUUCUUCAACGCAGAUCGAUUCUCAAUGUCUUUCCUCGGCUUUAAUGUGAUAUGUCAGAGGCAAAACACACUCAAUGCAGUUGAUCCUCGAAGCCACGAGGUCCUGAUAGAAAACGUGAUGUCACUAAGACUUUAUCAGGAUUUGGAACGGCAAAGGAUCUCUCUCACUGAAGACUUUGAUCAGUUGCCACGUGCGGACAAAAUCAAAAGGAUUUCCUGCGUUGUCGGUGCAAAGAAAGGAAUAAUGGACAGAACAUUUGAUCCGGACCCAACAUAUGAGCUCACUGCUGACAAUGUGAUGAAGAUGUUGGCCAUACACAUGAGAUUCCGGUGUGGAAUUCCAGUUGUAAUCAUGGGAGAGACCGGCUGCGGGAAGACCCGAUUAGUCCGUUUCCUAUGUGCUCUGCAGAGGGAGGAAAAACCAGUAGAGAACAUGGUACUUGUCAAGGUACAUGGUGGAACUACAGCAGAGAUGAUCUACAGAAAGGUGAGGGAGGCAGAGAUACUUGCCGAUAUGAACCGUAGAAUGCACAAGCUAGACACCAUUUUGUUCUUCGACGAAGGCAACACCACAGAGGCCAUUUUCGCCAUCAAGGAAAUCCUGUGUGACCAAUCAAUGAAAGGGGAACCUCUGAAGGCAGACAGUGGCUUGAAAAUAAUAGCUGCUUGCAAUCCUUACAGGAAGCACUCACCUGAAAUGGUGAAACGUUUGGAACGUGCUGGGUUAGGAUACAGGGUAAAGGCAAACGAAACAGAAGACCGCCUCGGCAAAGUUCCUCUGCGACAGCUGGUGUACAGGGUUCAUCCUCUGCCUCCAAGCAUGGCUUCUUUGGUCUGGGACUUUGGUCAGUUGAAUGAUUCAACUGAACUUUCCUACAUCAAACAGAUUGUCCUGAAGCAAGUUAGCGACCAUCGUUUGCCAGUCAACUGCAAGGACAUCAUUUCAAAUGUGCUGGCAGCCUCCCAGAUAUACAUGCGAAGUCGAAAAAACGAGUGCAGUUUUGUGAGUCUCAGAGAUGUGGAGAGGUCUAUGAAAGUGCUAGUUUGGUUUUACCAGCAUAGCGAGGUCCUUCUCAACAACUGCUCUCAUCUCAAUGCGGCUCAUAAAACACUGAAGUGCUUGAUCCUAUCAGUUGGAGUCUGCUACUACCCGUCUCUGGUGGACAAAGAGCAGUACCUCUCUGAAAUUUGUCAGUACUUUCCAGAACCUCUCUGCUAUUCAACAGCAUUGCAGGAAGAGAUUUCAUCCUGUCAGGACUUCUUCCUUCAGAACAUACAGACAAGGGAGACCAUAGCCAAAAAUGUUGCACUCAAAGAGAAUGUGUUUCUCAUGGUGGUUUGCAUUGAGCUCAGGAUCCCGCUCUUUCUGGUUGGCAAGCCAGGCAGCUCUAAGUCGCUUGCUAAAACAGUAGUGGCCGAUGCAAUGCAGGGCCAGAACUCCCACUGCGACCUGUUCAAGACACUCAAGCAAGUUCAUAUGGUUUCCUUCCAGUGCAGUCCUCACUCAAGUCCGGAGGGCAUCAUAGGGACAUUCAGGAACUGUGCCCGUUUCCAAAAGGACAAAAACAUGGACGAGUAUGUAUCGGUGGUGGUGCUUGAUGAGAUAGGACUUGCAGAAGAUUCUCCUCAGAUGCCCCUGAAGACCCUUCAUCCUCUCUUGGAGGAUGGUUGCAUUGACAAUGACAGGCCAGAUCCACACAUGAAAGUUGGCUUUGUUGGCAUUUCCAACUGGGCUCUUGACCCAGCAAAGAUGAACAGAGGAAUUUUUGUGUCGAGAUGGGAUCCAAGUGAGGAUGAACUUGUGGAAACUGCCAAGGGAAUUUGUUCAUCCUCCAACCCAAUCCUCCUGCAGAUCAAACACCUGUUCCCACCUUUGGCAAAGGCCUUCUUGAGCAUCUGUAAUAACACCACAAAGAAUCAGUUCUUUGGACUAAGGGAUUAUUAUAGCCUCGUCAAAAUGCUCUUUGCCGUGGUCAAAUCAACACAACAAGAGCCAGAUGGUGGACAGUUGGUGGAGGCCAUUUUGCGUAACUUCAGUGGACAACCAGAGGGUUUUGACCCUGUCAUAUUUUUCCAAGAGGUUCUCCAAAACAUAACGGAAAUUCCAAGACCAAGCACCUUGCAAAUGGUGAAAAAGAAUCUUGCCCUUGACACCAGCCAGGAGAGCCGUUACCUCCUUUUGCUGACCACCAACAACGCAGCUCUCCAUAUCCUUCAGCAACAAAUCUUUGCCAAAGGAGACUAUGCACCGCCUGAAAUAGUCUUUGGCUCGGGAUUCCCAAAGGACCAGGAAUAUGCCCAAAUCUGCCGUAACGUUAACCGGGUGAAAAUGUGCAUGGAGACCGGGCGUACCGUCAUCCUCCUCAACAUGCAAAAUCUGUACGAAAGCUUGUACGAUGCCUUGAACCAGUACUAUGUUUACCUCAGUAAGCAGCAGUACGUUGAUCUCGGCCUCGGCUCCCACAGAGUCAAAUGUCGUGUCCAUACAAACUUUAGACUGGUGGUAGUAGAGGACCAGAAGAAAGUCUAUGAGCACUUUCCCAUGCCCCUCAUCAACAGGCUUGAAAAACACAGAGUGGAUAGGAGUACCGACCUGGAACCGUGGCAGCACAGGGUUCUCCACAAACUGAAGGAAUGGGUGAAGGAAUUCUCAGGAGAGGCCUCAGCAGAUUUUAAGCAAUCUGACAUUUUUGUUGGCUACCAUGGCGAUGCCUGUGCCAGCGCUCUCCUGCAAGCACUGGAAAGGAGAGCACAAAAAGUUGAAGGCGGUGCAGUAAGUCAACAUGAAAAGCAUGAAAAAGUUGACUCACUGGAAGAAGAUGAACCCAACAAAAGACUUGAAUCAAAUUCCAACCAACAGAAAGAGGCAACUGAUAAAGAGGACGAUCAAUUGGGUGAUGAGAUGGACACAGAAAUGGCUGGAAAAGAACAAGGAAUCGAGUCAAUGGACGUUUGUGAUGACGAGAGCAAAGAUUUGAUGGAGACGGAAGUUGCCGCUGGGGAAAACGAGGAAGAAGAGAUCUUUGACUUAGCAAAAUGCCUCUUGUUGAACUGUGCCACCCCUGACGCUGUUGUGAGGCUCAAGUAUUCAGAUUUAGCCAACCAAGAGAAGGAGAAACUCCAGAGAAUGUACUUCCAGCAACAGCGUCACCAUUCCCUCCGAAAUUUCCUGGAAGAUUGCCUGAACAAGCACCAGGGGUCGAGCAAGUUUCUAGAGAUAACUACAUUCUCCAGCCUGCUAACCAAAUCAGAUAUCAGGGUUGUCGCCCCUGCUCUAGGACUGCAUACGGAGAAGAUCCUCCUGCUCUCGCUCCACCAGUUUGACACGGAGGUCUCCUUCUGCAACAUGAUACGGGGCUUCCUUCAAGAUGCUGACCCAUCUCUUCGCAUCCUGUUAAUCCAGAUGGACCUCGAGGAAUCCAACUGCAGUGAUGAGCUCAUAGCAUCAGCAAAAUAUUGCACCAUGAACUACUUUAUGUCACUGGAGGAUCAGACCUGUUGGGUGAUUUUCAUUGUGAAGGUUUCUAGGAUCCCAAGUAAAUCUCAGUACAUCGGUUUCCAAGGAGGCGUCUGGCACUCAGUGCACAUUGAUGACCUGAGGGAUUCAGAGGACAUGAGCCUGAACCUGUUGGUUUUCUGUGGAACUCUCAUUAGCAACCUACUCAACCCUGCACUGUCAGAACAACCUUACGAUGGAGAAACUGUGAACACAAGAAGAGACUCUCAGGGAGAUAAAGCCCACCUCCACAGCCUAUCCUUAGUGAGAUCAUGUAUCCAAAAAGCUGUGGGUUUGCUGAGGGACCUUGAUGGUGUGCCAUCACGAAGCAUGCAGCGGAUGCACAUCCUUCUGACUCUUCUGGGAGCUGGUAAAGUGCAAAUAGGAGCUCACUUUCAGGAGGUGUUGUUGAGUAGACUGGCAGAGGCUUUGGCACAGAGAGAAGAAACGAUGGCCUCUCCUAAGGAGUGGGUGAGCAGAGAAGCCAAGAAACUCCAGGCUCUGCAGGAGGGGGGAACUCUGAGACACACCCUGUGGCGUUGUCUUCAGUCCAGCGUGACUCCAAUCUUGGCCAACAUGUUGGAAGUUAUAGACAGAUAUGCAAAUCUGGACCUGCUGUCUGAUGAGAGGCUCAGCCAGGGCCUGGUAAAGCUGUGGUUGGACAUCCUGGCAGAUUCACAAAUUUUAGGCCUAACACCUCUUCAAAAACCAAGUGAGUCAGACCAGGAGGUUCCUGUGGAUCACUACUUCAUGUUGGAUGGUAAAGAACAACCCUGUUUUGCUCCGUUCAGCUGGCUCAUCAGACUCCAACUUGAAAGCUUGUGGGAAGAAUCUGAAUUCAUGCCAGUAACAAGAGAGGAUGGCACAGGGAGGAUCCUCCAGUUUGUGAGCAGCUUCUCCAGCAGCCGGCUGGGCAGUCACUUACAGAAACUCUCCGACGAGGAGCGAUGGAAGUACGGACAGCUCUACCUCCAGGACUUCCUGCUGCUCGCUCUGAAGAUCAAGUCAAAGGACGAGCUCAUGGUGUUCUCCAGGGCGAUGUUGGGCUGUGUGUCUGAGCUUCAGACCUCCGUGGGUGCCGCCCCGGAGCUCUCGCCCGCUUGGAUAACGGCUGCUGCCAAACGCUUUGCACCCAGACUGGACUCUCUCUGCCACAUGUUUCUGCUGCAGCCCCAGCUAGCAACCGUUGUCUCUCAGCAGGGGUCGAAGAGGGAGCCCCAAGAAAUGGUGGAGGACAUUGGAGCUCUUGGUGUUUGUGUGGAAGAGACCAAACUGCUGACCGUGACGUCCCUGCAGGAGUGCGAGACCUUUGUGAGCAGAGUGGAGUUUCUGCAGCCGUGUCUGGACAGAGUGUUCGGUCAGAAAUACAGAACCCUCUGCAGCCCCGGCUGUCUGCAGCAUCUGGACUCCAUCAGGUCACUGUGGCACGGGAUGCUGGUUGUUGCAUCCUAUAUCCAGCACGUCAUUUUCAGAGUUAUACAGAAUGACUCACGGCUGAUAGAACUGGCUCUGAAACACUGCAACCUUCACCUGAACCUGAUGCAGGAGUCACCUGAUGUGAGGAGGGUGGAGACACUGCAGCAGCUGAUCCGGAUCCUCAAUUCUUUUCAUGAUGAGUGUAUCAGCAGAGAUCUGAGGUUUGGUAUUUCCUGCGCAGUUUGCCUGUUGGAGUUCAAAGAGCCGGCCGUCCUGCCCUGCCAGCACGUCUUCUGUUCACCGUGUCUCCAUCACUGGAUGCAGGAGCAAAGAAGUUGUCCUAAAUGCAGAACAGACCUGCCACCCAACUUCACGCCGACUGUUUCUCAACCUAUCAGGGCAGCGCUUCAGCAGCAAGCAGUGAUCAGAGACUGCUGUAACUCCUUCUUCCUGGAGGUGGUGUCCAGGUUCUGUCUCUCAGAGGGGCAGAGGCCCGGAGACGGAGUGGUGGAGCUGCUCUUCUCCCUGCUGGUCUCCGCUAACGGAGAAGUGUACCGGACCAGAGCGCUCACUCCAUUCCUGGAGUGUGUGGAUAACAGUCCAGUGGUGAGAUCCGUGCUGCCAAAACUGCUGCUGCAGCACAGUUUCGAGCAGGUGAAGACUCACAUUCAGACCUACCUGAAGAAUCUGUCAGAGAAUCUUCUGACCAGAGAAGACCGCACUGAACUCUACCUGCUCUUUGUCAACUGCUUCCAGGACUCUCUGUUGUGCUCAGAGGCGAGAGAAGCUGAGCCGAGCAGAGAAGAGAAGAGACGAGCGGAGAUGGUUUUCCUGAGCAGCAUCGUCAGUAAACAGACUCCGGACAGAAAACAGGAUCCAGCAGAGUUCCUGCUCAACGUCGCCAGACUCAGAAUAUGUCUGAGCACUGCUGCCCGGCUGCUGCAGGAGGCCGGAGCUCAAGGCAGACCUUCAGGUGUGGAGGCUCAGUACCUGCAGCAGGUGCAGGCGGUGUGCGAGAGCUGUGCCAACGACUGGCACAGGGUUUACCUGCUGCGAGCCCUCCACAGGCUCUCAGGUGUGGACUGCAUUCUGUCCAUGAUGAACAUCCCGGCCUGGAGAUGGGUGUUCCCUCAAAAACUCCUCCAACUGCAGAGAUCGAUUCCAAAUCAAAUGGACCAGUUCCUCUGCUGCGGGACGCCGUAUCUAGCCAUGAGAAACGCCGUGGGUCACGUUCUGUUUGAAGAACGAUCCGACACCUUCACAGCUCACAUACAGAAGCUCGGCCGUUCUCAGAUCAGUCUGCUGGCUCUGGCCUUGUUCAGACAGGUCACCUGCCGCUACAAAUCACCUGACGCCAGGAUGCUUCCCUCCUCUCAGGACCUGGCGAAGCUGGAGGAGCUCCUGAAAAACAUCCAGCCGGUGGAGUUCAGGGAGUUCUGCACUGCGCUUCUGUCAAACUGGAUUGGCGGCCCACAGUUGGGUCUCCGCAUCGACGCGCAUCUUUCAGCUCAAAGACAAACCCUCCUGGAGCUGCUAGUCCAUCUGGACUCUGUGAUCCUCAGUGGAAACUCUCUACUGGCCCCUCUUCAUCAGAUCGCCUCCCAGCCGCAGAAUGUUAGAAACUCCUUUCUGCCAACCAUGCCCGACGAUCACACAAGUGAAGUCAGACAGUGGUUGGCUUUAGACACAAGAGCAAAGAUGUACUAUUGUGCCAACGGACAUCCGUGCGUUGUGACAGAGUGUGGCAGACCGAUGGUUCAAGCAAAAUGUAAUGAGUGUGGAGUCCUGAUUGGGGGGGUGAACCACAACCCAGUAACAGGAUUUACUGCAAAAGAAAGUGUCGGGGAUCAGACUAAGACGGGACACAUAUUAGGAGUCGCUGGCCAGAGGUCUGAAGCCCCAGAGAGACAGAUGACGGUCGCUCAGUCCUGCAUCCUGCGGCUGUUCACACACCUCGCCAUGCUUCAAGGCGCCACAAGAAAUAACAGAGGAGUUGGUGACAUGAUACACCCGAGGACCCACGAUGUUCUCAACUUCCUAUGGAGACACCUUGAAAAGGAUUUGCAUGUUUUAGGGCAGGCGCUGGAUCAGAACAUGGACAACACAGCCGUUACAGUUCAUUUGAUUCUCAAUACAUGCGCAAAACAAGGUUCCCAUGGAGCGAGACACGACCUGUCCUCCAGACAACGACGGCAGCAGUGGGAGAAGCUCGUCUGUGAUUCUGCCAUCAAACCAGUACUUAAUGAUUUGCCGAAGAAUCUCUCUGCAGCUCAGGACAUAAUCGGUGCUGACGACGGUGUUGCUGGAAGCCCCCUGAUGAAUCUCCUCUUCAAGGAUCCCGGGACCAUGUUGCCCCUCCCCUCCGACUGCCCGACGCAUCGCUCCUCUUUCUGGACUCUACCGGAGUCGAUGACGGUGGAGCGCCUCACUCAGCUGGUGGGAGAAGCACAGGGACACAGCUCCUUACCCCUGCUGAGCCUGUUCCUCAAGAAGAUUCACUGUGUGAGGCAGCUACAUCACUUACCUGAGCUGGCGGCGUUACAGUCCGACCUGCUGAGGGCGUUUCCUCUGACCUCACACUCUGCAGAUCAGACUGUGGCACAGAUGUUACAGAAGAUACCAGCAGGAUACCAGAAGAAGUUGCUGCUGGAGAGAGUGGAGACAUUCAUCAAGGUGUGGAACUGCCUCAGAGCCGAGGUGGCAAACAACUCAGCAGACUUGAGUGUGGAUGUGAACUUGACAGCCGAGAGCCCGGGGAAGUUUCUGACUCUGUGCCGACACGGACCGGGCUCUUGUCUCCGACUUCUGGUGGACUUCCUGUUGGAGACUCACAACAGCCUGGUUAAAGCGAGCCGCCAAGAGGACAGUGAAUACAGUGUUCCUUUAGAGAGCGUAUCAGAAACCCAGCUGACUCUGUGCAGCCCGGAAAGAGAGCUGCUGCCUCUGGUGUUAUCCCACUGCCACUACACCCUGAAGCAAGGUGGAGAGACGGACAGAAACUACGACCUGCUGGGGAUCCAGACCCAGCUGGCCCGACGCUUCCUGGCCGGGAAACCAGUCAUACAAGCGGACAACUCGAGGUACCUAAACAGACACCUGCAGGACUUCUCUGUGGUUCUCAACGAGGUCCGGAACAAGAUCCAUCAGGAACCGCUGAAGGGUUCUGUGAGCAGCGCCCUGAGAACGGUGCUGCGUUCCUACAAUGAUGUCUGUGACGCCGUGUUUGUGGUGGAGAUCGGCCUUCGCUUACUCGGCAAGAUGGGCGGAGAUCCACAAGGUCAACUGCUGUCCUACCUCGCUGAUUCCCUGAAGAUGGAAAAGCAGAUUUCCAGCACUGUAGCCAAGGGUCUGGGGGAGUGCAAACUUGAACACAGCGUAUUCACCUGGCAGCUCCUGACGUCUUGGAAAUCUGAGCUUAUGUUGAACCGAAAGCAAGACCCGUUUCAGAGGCUUCCCUCCGAGUUCCAGCAGAAGCUGUCUGUGGAGGAGAGGAAAGAGCUGAAGGUUUUCCUCGCUGCCACGGAUGUUGACACUUUCUCUUUGGAGCUGCAUGAAAUUCUGCUGCUGAAGACGAGCAAUGCUGUGGCUGACCAGGGUUACCAACCACACUGGGACAUCAGGUCCACCUUAGAGGUCCAUUUGGAGCAGAAAAACCUUCCAGAGCUGCUGGGGCUCGAGUCUUUACCAGAGGACAUCACACUGGGACAAGGGGUCGACGUGUGGAAGGCCGCUGUAGAGUUUAAAAGAAGAUAAAUGAUUUAUAUAGACUUAUUUCUGAGCUUUUUAUGUGAUUUUAUUUUUGUUAUUAAUGUUUUAUUAAUCACGGGAUAUCUGGAUAUUGAAUGUAAUCAUUCCAUAUGAUAGGGCAUGUUCUGAUUAAAUCAUUCUGUAUAUUUUUAGAUGUCUGAAAGUGACAUGGGUACAAAUGAAUGCCUUUGAAGCAGGCCUUUUUCUAUUCCUUAUAUUACAUUACAUUACAGUCAUUUAGCAGACGCUUUUAUCCAAAGCGACUUACAAUAAGUGUAUUCAACAUAGGUAUUCAAGAGAACUACUAGUCAUAAGUGCAUCUCCUUUCUUAUAUUUCAUGUUCAAUCUGUUAAUGAGGAUUCUGGGAACAAUUAAUGAGUCUGGGAACAAUUAAUAAAAUCACUAUGAACAAA